Polypterus senegalus (gray bichir) is the source of this 2111-nucleotide messenger RNA. RefSeq names its product probable G-protein coupled receptor 150. The record is from RefSeq and is a predicted model, not a curated record. Gene Ontology annotation, biological process: G protein-coupled receptor signaling pathway. The coding region runs from base 484 to 1719 and encodes 411 amino acids. Gene Ontology annotation, molecular function: peptide binding; G protein-coupled receptor activity. Lineage: Eukaryota; Metazoa; Chordata; Cladistia; Polypteriformes; Polypteridae. The transcript is spliced from 3 exons. Gene Ontology annotation, cellular component: membrane.
UAAUGGAACUAUCGCUGUCUAUUAAAGGAGUGAAGGAUUUGAACGAAAGGUCUCUCUCGUUGAAGUGAUGCAGCUGAAACAGCAUGAAGAUUUUUCUCCUCAGUCGUUUUUAAAUGUGCACCCCGACCGCUUUGCCAGGUUGGCAUCUCGCUGUCCUGCCCAUCUCGGACUUUUUGUUGCGCCCCUAGCGGUAUGGCGCUCGGGAGACGGAGAUAGCGGCAUCCUGUUGAAUACGUGCUCAGGCUUUCGCGUCAAUGCCAAGCUCGCUCCUUUCCACGACUCCCCACCUGUCGAUGCCUUUGAAUUGUGACGUGACGUGCGGUGGGCUCUAUAUAAACCGUAAAUCCCGACCCUGUUACUCACUCACGACAAUGUACCUGACAGCUCGGGGUCGCUGCGCAGUAUUUCGUUGUCUCUACUCAUCCUCCGUUGCUUGAAAUACAGUUACUGGAUCUUUUUUGUGCUGGAGUAUACUACUGUUUUAUGAAUGCCCCGAUGGAGGUGUUAAGUAGUUUGAGCAGUUCUGGGCACACGAAUGUAUCCACUUUGGUGGCCAGCUGGAACCUAAGCACGCAUAUCCUAAAGGGAAACGUCACCGAGAUGCCCAUUUACAACAGAAGGAUCCGAAUUAUCUCUCUGACUGUCAUCUUUGCCAUCGCGCUCGUAGGUAACUCCACAGUGCUGCAUAAGAUUUGCUGUGGGAAAACCAAAAAGAGGAAAAUUGACUUUCUUAUCACGAACCUGGCGCUGGCUGACGUCUGCGUCUCAGUAAUGACUUUGCUCUCGCAGAUAAUCUGGGAAGUUUUGGAGGACGAAUGGGUGGCAGGGGACCUGGCUUGCAGAGUUUUUAAAAUCUUUCAGGUAUUUGGGCUGAUCGCCUCGUCCAAUAUCAUUGCCAUCAUCGCGCUCGAGAGACACCAUGUCAUCUUGCACCCCCUGGAAUCUCCUCUGCCCGCAAAACUGCUAGCAUCCCUGGGCUGGCUCGCCGCUCUCCUUCUUUCCAUUCCCCAGGCUUUUGUGUUCAAAGUGAUUCAGGCGAAAGAUAAAGCUAAAUGCGUCAGUGUCUUCGCCAACCUGCCAACCUGGCAUUUCCAGGUGUACAUCAUUUAUGGCUCUAUUACUGUGUUUUUCCUCCCAUUCUGCAUCUUGUGCGUGGCGUACACACGGAUUCUAUGGACCAUUUGGAGGAAAGAGCAACCUGUGGAAAGCGCCUAUGAGGAGUCCAGGUGCGCCGAUCCCAAGUAUUUAAGGAGACCCGUGAAGAUCACAGCUACUAACAGCUCUAUCCCCAGGGCUAAAAUAAAGACUCUCAAAAUGACCCUGGUUAUCAUUAUUCUGUUUAUAAUAUGUGGGCUGCCGUACUUCAUCAUUGAAAUGAAAGUUGCUUUUGGAAGUAGCACGCACCUGGACGAAGUGGUGACAGCAGUUCUGGGGAUAUUUGUGGUCACUAACAGCGCUGUGAACCCGUACGUGUACCUCUUCUUUAAAACCAACAACGUCCUCCUGAGGAAGGUGGAAAAAAACUUGUGUUUCUCCUGCUUAAAGGACUACCGAGAGAACACCUUUCACAGGGAGCUACUAGCCUACCCAUGGAGGAAAGUAGAGCAGUCGGCGGGCGCCACCAAUUCGGACACGGAUACCUCCACACUGCCAUCGAUGAGCUGCUCGAAGCCCACAGGCUCCCUUAGUGACAUUAACUCGUGUGACAGUUCCACCUGAGGCAGCAGGUCUGGGGAUCUGGGCUGUCACAACGGCCAGGAAAACCCAAAAAACAACGGACACCUUUCCGCCUUAAUUGUGUGUGAUAAAGUGAACACAGACGCUCGACAGUAAUCGUGUGUGUUUAACUGGGAAGCCCUCGUCCCGCAGAUCGCCGGUAACGGUUCAUUCAUUUUGCUGCAAUCUGUGUGUAAACUAUGGGGCUGCAUGGUAAGAUUAUGAUUACUGAUAACAACGUUAGAUUAGCAGAAAUGUUAACUGCAGAAAAGAAGAAGACCCCACCAAUCAAGCCUAAUUCCACCAUGUCUCCAAGAGAGUCUUGCAGACAGAUGUUGUCAUAAAUAAUUGAAUGUCCCCUCAGCAUUCUGAAUCUGUCAAACUGCUAUUUUGCA